This is a messenger RNA of Colletotrichum chrysophilum, 2103 nucleotides long. RefSeq lists its product as uncharacterized. The record is from RefSeq and is a predicted model, not a curated record. The transcript is spliced from 3 exons. NCBI's taxonomy places the organism in Eukaryota, Fungi, Ascomycota, Sordariomycetes, Glomerellales, Glomerellaceae. Gene Ontology annotation, molecular function: metalloendopeptidase activity. Gene Ontology annotation, cellular component: mitochondrial intermembrane space. Bases 1 to 2103 code for a protein of 700 amino acids. Gene Ontology annotation, biological process: proteolysis; peptide metabolic process.
AUGACGAUGACAAGCAUGUCCCCCCCUCAGGAGCCGCCUCACCUGAUAGCGGCGAAGGAUGUCAUGCCAAUAAUGAAGCAGGUCAUCAAAGAGCAAUCCGACACCUGGAAUCAUGUGGCCGCGACUUUUGACCCUGCAUCGGCGACCUUUGACACUGCUAUCCGGCCAUUGAUCAGUGUGGACAACGAGACGCAAGGUCGAAUCGCUGUCAUAGCAAUGCUACGCUACGCCUCGCCAGAUCAACUAGCUCGUGAGGCAUCGGACGCAGCCAUUGGACUCUUGCGACAGUGGGACUCCGAGAGGGUAGCGAGAAAGGACUUCUAUCAUCUGCUCAAGGCUGUUGAGGACAAAGCUGAGGAGGUCCACUUCGAAGAUGCCAAGUUUCUCAAAAGCAACAUCCAGCAGUUCACAAGAGGUGGUCAUGGGCGUCUUGACCAGGAUCAGGUGGCCGUUUACUUGAACAGGAGAAACCAAAUCGAUGAGAUGAGACAGCAGUACAACCGCAACUAUCGAAACGACGAUGGUGGCAUGUGGCUUUCCCUGGACGAACUUGAAGGGGUGCCUGCGGAGGACCUCACUCACUUCUUGAGUAAACAACAUUCCACGGAGGUUAGCGAAAAGAACAAGGCGUUUGUACGCUUUACGAGAGCAGACGUCAAUGCCGUCUUGCAGUACGCCACAGCACCGUCGACCCGAAAGAAGGUCUACGUCGCCAAUGAAAGGAAGGUACCGGAGAACGUCGACCUAUUCAGGCAGGUCAUCGAUUUGCGCGACGAGAAUGCGCGUUUACUGGGAUAUGAAAGCCACGCGGCCUUUCGGUUGGAGGCUCGCGUUGCCAAGACCACAACGUGGGUGAACAUUUUCCUCGAUGAACUCGAAGGUGUCCUCUUGCGAAAAGGGCGAGAAGAGAUGAGGGCACUUUUGGAUAUUCGAAAGAAAGACUUCCCGCAAGACAACGACUCAAUGCCCCCGUGGGAUUACGAUUACUACAAUCGCCUGCUGCAAGAGCAGAUCGAUGUUAAACAUGGCCAGAUCUCUGAGUACUUCCCACUGGACUACUCCGUCUCAGCAAUGCUGGAUCUAUUCGCCUCUUGCCUGCAGCUGCGGUUUGUUCCCUUGAUGGCCGAUCAGAAGCAGCAUACUAUCUGGCAUGACGAUGUCCAGGUAUGGGCAGUCUGGGACGACAGAGAAGCCACCAAAGAUGAGUUUGUCGGCUACUUGUACACGGAUCUCCUCAUCAGACCCAACAAACACCAAGGCUCGCAGAAUGUCAAUCUUCAGUGUGGGUAUCUUAGACCGGACGACACUAGGGUCUACCCGGCGACAAUUCUGAUGUGCGCCUUUCCUCGUCCAACCACAACCGGCUGCGCUUUACUCAAGCAUAGCGAGAUUGUGUCUCUGUUCCAUGAGCUGGGCCACGGUAUGCACGAUCUUGUGUCGAGGACUCGCACUGUUAUGGUUCACGGACACCGCAUGCCGCCUGACUUCUUUGAGGUCCCCAGUGUCAUGUUGGAGAACUGGUGUUGGAUGGCAGACGAGCUCAGGCAUAUGAGCUGCCAUUACACCAGAUUGAACCCUAAGCUUUUGAAUGAUUGGCGCCGAAAGAAUCCGGGCCAGUCAGACCCGCCUGAGAAGAUACCUGAUGAACUUCUGGGGCCUCUUGUCAGAAGCAGGAAUGUGAACAGGGCGCUUUGGCUUUUGCGUCAGCUUGCUUUUGCCCGUUUCGAUAUGGCCGUCCAUAGUCCGGCUACUCGUGAAGAAUGCUUGGACCUGGAUGUUGCGGAGAUAUUUAACGACACAAUGGAGAGGCUCCGCCUGCUUCCCAAUCCCGACGCCAAAGACAGAGGACAUCCCCAAUCGAACUUUCAUCACAUGGUUUCUGGAAUGGACGCAGGGUACUACUCAUAUUUGUGUGCGGCAGUAUUCGCCGCAGACAUCUUUCACCACAACUUUGAGGAAGAUCCGCGCAGCAAGGAGCGGUGGGGAAAGUAUCGCCGGGGGAUAUUAGAAUUUGGUGGAAGCCGCGACGAGAUGGAGAUGCUGGAAGAAUUCUUAGGUCAUAAGCCUAGCUCGAAGUAUCUGUUCAGUAAUCUUUCCGCCUAG